CCAUGGGGCGUUGGUGGUGCUGGCUACUGGUAACCUUGCUAUGGGUUUCCACGAUAACAAACCCAUGCCUUGGCCAGAGUGGUGACAGUGGCGACUGGGGCUCGGGCUUCGAUGUCUCCAUGACGACCCUCAGCACCAACAAGAACACGUCCUCCUCCCAGGAGCCAGGAGAUUACCCUGCGGGGUCCGAAACAGAGACAAGAGGAUCCUGGGUAAAAAUACUUCCACCUAAGCCAGUGUUCCACUACAAGCCGGAGCCAGAUGAGUGCUCUGUCCACUUCAGCACCAGUCAGGCUUCCGCCAGGCGCCUCAAGGCCCAGAGAGAAGAGUUGGCCUACCUGAAGGCUAUGCAGCAUGGGAACCAGGCGGUGGUGGAGAACAUAGUCCAGUUCAUAGGAGCAGAGCUGGGGGAGGAGCAGCGCUAUGAGGACGUCAUCGAGGAAAACAUAGUGGGCAUCAGGGAGGAGCACCAGAGCUGUAACAGUGUGGUCCAGAAGGUGAUGGAGGAUCUGGAGGGACAGCUGGAAGGAGAUGUACUGGAGGCUCUGACUGGGAUACUGAA
Messenger RNA from Salvelinus sp. IW2-2015, 562 nucleotides. NCBI's taxonomy places the organism in Eukaryota, Metazoa, Chordata, Actinopteri, Salmoniformes, Salmonidae. The record is from RefSeq and is a predicted model, not a curated record.